CCCGCGAGGUUGGGACACGGCGGGGGCGGGGCUCAGCGCGUGCGCGGGGAGAGGUGCCCACCCGGCCCGAGCAGGUGCUGGCAAGAGUCAUCAUGGUGCACCUUGCUCACCUCCUUAUGAAAAAUUAUCAUGGAGGACACGUAGCUAUCCGAUUGGCUCUUGGUGGCUGUGCCAACAGACCCUUCUUCCGUAUAGUGGUCGCAUAUAACAAGCGAGCUCGGGACAGCAAGUAUUUGGAGCAAGUGGGCUGUUAUGACCCGCUUCCAAAUGGCCACAACGAAAAGCUGGUUGGCUUGAACAUCGAGAGACUCAAACACUGGAUUGGUUGUGGAGCACACAUCACAAAACCAGUUGAAAAACUUCUAGGUCUAUCUGGAUUUUUCCCAUUGCAUCCUAUGACCAUCACAAAUGCAGAAAGAUUAAGGAAGAGAAGAGCCUUGAAGGCCAUAACAGCUUCUGAGGAAGAAACUCCAGGUGAUUGAUAACAUCUGUCUGAACUGAAUUACUCAAAAGAUUACUGUACAGACGAGGAUCAGGACAGUGUGCCAGCUCAAAAGACAAUAUAUUUACUACAGGGAAAACCGAUAGUGGAUGUGAAUUAUUUCAUAAGAACAUUAAAGUAUUUUGAGGCUUUAGGAGGCCUCAGACAAGGAUUCUGAUUGUCCUCAUUUGUUAAUUAAUAAUUUGUGUCAAAAUAAGAAGUAAUCGUUCAUGUUUAUGUCAAACUGCGAUUACUUAGGCCCAGAUCCACAAAGGUAAAAUUUAGGCUCCUAAAUUCCACUGAAAUCCAAUGGAAGUCAAGAACCAAAAUAGCUUUGUGGAUCUGGGCCUUCCAGAUUACAGCAUUUAUACAAAUUGAACACAAACUCCUGUUUUGUAAAUAGCUCUAGUGUGGAGGUGGAGAGAGUGUUACUGACUGUCAUCAGUCUAAUGUAUAGGAAGUUGUGCUGGAUGCCCCUGUAGGCGUCCUUCUAAAGUAAUCUUACCAUGACGUAAGCCAUAGUUGGUUUCUAAUUUUACAGUUAACUAUUUCAAGAUUUUGGGCAGAGGAGGGGCACUCAGAAUUGGCCACUGUUGCUUCUUUAUCUUCACCCAAUUAAGCUGCAAAUAGCGUAAGCAGCAGAAAAUCUUUUUUUCGAUUCGGGGUGCAGCACUGAAUGUGACCAGAAUUAUUUACCCACACUACUGUUCUUCCAGAAGGUAUCCCACAGAACAUCACCGCUCUAAGCACAGCAAAUACUUGGGUGUUUUUAUACCUUUCUCCCUGAACAGUAUUUGUUCAAACGUUAUACAUGAGUCCAGCUAAAACAAUCAUGUAAAAAUCCAGGAAUUACUACACGAUGUUCAUAGGUUAUCAGCCACCACUAGCAGCCAUUCGUAUUCCAGUGUGAUAAGCACAAUAAGAAUCGAGCUGUGGUCAGAGGCAGACAGUUAUCACUGUUACUUGGAGGAACUCGCACAUCAUUCAUUCUAUCGUCUUCAAUCCACAUUCUAACUCGCUUAAAUGUCUUAGGUAAGGCUUGUACCAUCCCCAAAGAUCACCAACCUCAGACUCUGGUAGCCAAACAAAGCCACUGCGUUUGAGUCAUGGAACAGUCAUCCCAAAAGCCUUAACGCCACAGUGCAAAUCUCAGAAUUAAUUAUGGGGAGCACAUAAGAUAUUUCUCAGCCCACACAGUGCAGCACAUCACACCUUUUAAAGCACUUGACGUAACAAAACUGAGACACACUCAUUGAAGAUCACAGGUUUCCGAGUGGUAGCUGUGUUAGUCUGUAUCAGCAAAAAGAACAGGAGUCCUUGUGGCACCUUACAGACUAACAAAUUUAUUUGAGCAUAAGCUUUUGUGGGCUGAAACCAACUUCAUCAGAUGCAUGGAGUGGAAAAUACAGUAGGAAGAUGCAUAUACACAGAGAACAUGAAAAGAUGGGGGUUGCUGUACCAACUCUAACGAGACAAACCAAUUAAAGUCUGCUAUUAGCAGCAGGAGGAAAAAUUGCUUUUGUAGUGGUAAUCAAGGAUGGCCCAUUUCAAACAGUUGACAAGGUGUGAGUAACAAUGGUGGGGGGGGGGGAUUAGCAUGGGGAAAUAGUUUUUAGUUUGUGUAGUGAGCCAUCCACUCCCAGUCUUUAUUCAAGCCAGAUUUAAUGGUGUCCAGUUUGCAAAUUAAUUCCAGUUCUGCAGUUUCUCACUGGAGUCUGUUUUUGAAGGUUUUUUUUGUUGAAGAAAGGCCACUUUUAGGGUGGGUUCUAGCCCAAAUAAAUUUGUUAGUCUCUAAGGUGUCACAAAUACUCCGUGUUCUUUCUGAAGAUCACAGUCUCCUGCUUAUUUAAGAAGCCCACAAUGCAAUAGUCCACUGUAGUGCUGACAGAAAAGUCGCCGUCCUCAGCUAUUGCUCCAAGAUGAAUCUGCUGCUGUUCGUGCACCUGAGGAAGUUGGUGGGGGCCCAAAAGAGGGCAGCUCAGAGCAAGAGAAAGGGCUGAGAAGAGCCAGGCAAGAUGGAGGCACUUGAGAUUCAUUGCAGGCCUAUGUGUUGCUCCCUUGGCACCACACCCCUACGGCAAACCAUGGCAACUCAGCCAGCUCUCAGUUGACAGGCAGCUGGGAAUUGGUUACUUUUUUAACGGAGAAGUAAAAUCUGAGCAAAUGUACACAUGGAACCACAGACAAAUAAGAUCUUUUGGGUGAUACCUGAAGUCCUGCCUGCAAAGGUUCAGGCAGACAUGGCGGGUUUGGAUUUCGCCUGGGAGUACAUUUAAACCAGGGGUUCUCACAACAAAGUCUUGUGUGGCCUCAGCGUGUGACCACCAAUUCUUGCUGGUGGCUGCUCUGACACUUUUCCCUAAAAUACUUAAACUUUAGGAAAAACAAAUAAAUAUGCACAUACACAUGUCCAAAUCAUUUAUUUAUGUUGGUUUUUUCAGACAAUAAUAAAAAUGAGGUGAAAAAUGA
Molecule: messenger RNA, 2950 nt
Organism: Malaclemys terrapin pileata
Lineage: Eukaryota; Metazoa; Chordata; Testudines; Emydidae
Product: 28S ribosomal protein S16, mitochondrial-like
Exons: 4
Coding region: 93-482 (129 amino acids)
Biological process (GO): mitochondrial translation
Cellular component (GO): ribosome; mitochondrial small ribosomal subunit
Molecular function (GO): structural constituent of ribosome
Source: RefSeq, a predicted model, not a curated record